GAAAGUUCUAGAGCAAACCUACCGACAACUGGAGAAACUUUCUCCAGGAGACGUUCUCUUCUCUGGACUUCAAGGACCUGGAACUCUGGAAAUAUUACCAUUAUUAAGAAAGUAGAACUCUGAUCAUUGAUGAAGUUACUGUAGAUGAAGAACCAGAUGUUCUGAGGAGGUCAGGAAUCCUUGCUUGAUUUUUUGUGCUGAAUUUGAGUUUUUGUUGCAAUUCCAUCUGUGUUAUGGUACUUUUGGUCCCUUUCAUGGUAAAUUUAUCCAUUUUUGUGGUAAUUUUGGAUGUUUUUCUUGGCAUAUUUGAACUUUUCAAGGUAGUUUUGGCUCUUUUUUAGGGUGAUUUUGGGUGUUUUUACUGCAUAUUUGAACGUUUCUGGGUAAUUUGGCUCUUUUUGGGGUAUUUUGCAUGUUUUUGUGCCAAAUUUGAGUUUUUGUCGUAAUUUCACCUGUUGUAUGGUAGUUUUGGUCUUUUUGUGGUGAUUUUCCAUGCUUUUCCUGUCAUAUUUGAACCUUUCAGGAUUGUUUUGGCUCUUUUUGGGGUGUUUUUGUGUCUUUUGGGAUAAUUUUGGUAAUUUCUGUGCAUUUUUAGUGUCAAUUUUUCCCAGAACUCAGAUGUGUUUCUCCUCCUAAAUGCCAUGGUUCUAUCUGCUGGACUGAGGAAGUUCUGAUAAAGUCCAUUAAAAAGUGGUAAAUCUGGACCCAGGUCUAUGGAACUCAGGAGAUAUUCCCAGCAUGAAGAUAGAACUCUGAUCAUUAAUGAAGUUACUGCAGAUGAGAAUCCAGCACCACAGAACAUCAGUCCACUGAACAGAGCUUUCUGCAGCGUCACGCCUUCUGUGGGUGGACGGCGUCUCGUCACACCUGAGCAGGUAAACUGUUCAUACUUGCAGAAGGAGUGUCUGGGAGGAGACGCUGGUGGUGAGACGGACGGACGGACGGACGGUCGCUGCUUCCAGACAUGAUCUGAUCAGGAUGGACUACUACCCCUACAGCCAGGUGAGGUCCCUCAGGGUUUCAGGUGUUCUGUAGUUCAUGUGUUCUGUAGUUCAUGUGUUCAGGUGUUCUGUAGUUCAGGUGUUCAAUAGUUCAGGUGUUCUGUAGUUCAGGUGUUCUGUAGUUCAGGUGUUCAAUAGUUCAGGUGUUCUGUAGUUCAUGUGUUCAAUAGUUCAGGUGUUCAAUAGUUCAGGUGUUCAAUAGUUCAGGUGUUCUGUAGUUCAGGUGUUCAAUAGUUCAGGUGUUCUGUAGUUGAGGGGUUCUGUAGUUCAUGUGUUCAGUUGUUCUGUAGUUCAGGUGUUCUGUAGUUCAGGUGUUCAGGUGUUCUGUAGUUCAUGUGUUCAGGUGUUCUGUAGGUCAGGUGUUCUGUAGUUCAGGUGUUCUGUAGUUCAUGUGUUCAGGUGUUCUGUAGUUCAUGUGUUCUGUAGUUCAUGUGUUCAGGUGUUCUGUAGUUCAGGUGUUCUGUAGUUCAGGUGUUCAAUAGUUCAGGUGUUCUGUAGUUGAGGGGUUCUGUAGUUCAUAUGUUCAGUUGUUCUGUAGUUCAGGUGUUCUGUAGUUCAGGUGUUCAGGUGUUCUGUAGUUCAUGUGUUCAGGUGUUCUGUAGGUCAGGUGUUCUGUAGUUCAGGUGUUCUAUAGUUCAGGUGUUCAGGUGUUCUGUAGUUCAGGUGUUCAGGUGUUCUGUAGUUCAGGUGUUCUGUAGUUCAGGUGUUCUAUAGUUCAGGUGUUCAGGUGUUCUGUAGUUCAGGUGUUCAGGUGUUCUGUAGGUCAGGUGUUCUGUAGUUCAUGUGUUCAGGUGUUCUGUAAUUCAGGUGUUCUGUAGGUCAGGUGUUCUGUAGUUCAGGUGUUCUAUAGUUCAGGUGUUCAGGUGUUCUGUAGUUCAGGUGUUCAGGUGUUCUGUAGUUCAGGUGUUCUGUAGUUCAUGUGUUCUGUAGUUCAGGUGUUCAGGUGUUCUGUAGUUCAGGUGUUCUGUAGUUCAUGUGUUCUGUAGUUCAUGUGUUCAGGUGUUCUGUAGUUCAGGUGUUCUGUAGGUCAGGUGUUCUGUAGUUCAGGUGUUCUGUAGUUCAUGUGUUCAGGUGUUCUGUAGUUCAGGUGUUCUGUAGGUCAGGUGUUCUGUAGUUCAGGUGUUCAGGUGUUCUGUAGUUCAGGUGUUCUGUAGUUCAGGUGUUCAGGUGUUCUGUAGUUCAGGUGUUCUGUAGUUCAGGUGUUCAGGUGUUCUGUAGUUCAGGUGUUCUGUAGUUCAGGUGUUCUGUAGUUCAUGUGUUCAGGUGUUCUGUAGUUCAGGUGUUCUGUAGGUCAGGUGUUCUGUAGUUCAGGUGUUCUGUAGUUCAUGUGUUCAGGUGUUCUGUAGUUCAGGUGUUCUGUAGGUCAGGUGUUCUGUAGUUCAGGUGUUCUAUAGUUCAGGUGUUCAGGUGUUCUGUAGUUCAGGUGUUCUGUAGUUCAGGUGUUCUGUAGUUCAGGUGUUCAGGUGUUCUGUAGUUCAGGUGUUCUGUAGUUCAGGUGUUCAGGUGUUCUAUAGUUCAGGUGUUCAGGUGUUCCGGUCGUGUAUCUGGCUGCUGCUGUGGAGAACAGCAAGGUUUCUUUCACGUUAGUUAAAUGUUGUCUGAAGGUUUGCUGAUGCGGUAAAAGUCAGUGUCCCGUACUACCUUUCCCAUGAUGCACCUGACACACUAUUCACCUGAGUCACCUGAACACACCUGUGGAGCUGUGUGUGUCUUUACUGAGAGUGUUUUCAGUGUGUGUGUGUUUAACUUCGUUUUGUGGCUUCAGAUUCAGAUUGAGAACCUUCUUAGACUCCAGAGGACAGGUGAAGACAGGUGACAGCAGGCAGAGCAACGAUGACGUAGAAACUCAGUAGAAAACCAGAUAUUAGAAAUCAGAAACAUAAAUAAACAACAUCAGACAGAGAAGAGGAUGCAGAAGACAGAGUUAGAUGGAGGUGAUUGAUUCGCUGUGGCCACUCCUGAAGAGAAAAGCCGAAAGGAAAAGAAGAAGAAACAUAAAUAAACAUCCAGGGAUAAACAUAUAAACACAAGUAGAACAGGAAGUAGAAUAAGAAUAAAAAUCGAAUGAAGAGAAGGAACAGAACUUAGUAACACACUGUGUCUCUGUCUGGUUUGUGUGUUUUCGUCUCUUUGGUCCUUUCCUGAGUCUAUCGGGACCCCGAGUGGGGCCGCGGGCCUCAUGCUGAGCACCACAGUGUGCUUCCGUGUGUGUGUGUCUGUGUGUGUCUGUGUGGAACCUGGCUGGGAUCCAGGAAGCAGCCAAUCAGAGCAGUGUGAGGUAACGGCGGUCAGGAAGCCCCGCCCCUCCGUCCACCUGCGGCUCCGUCUCUGUUCCUGGAUCUUUCCGGCGGUUCUAUUUCUGUUUCUGUUUCUGGGUGUCUUCCUCGGUUCGGGCUGUUUCUGGGUCUGCGGUGGACUGAACCGUGAACCUGUAUAAACCGGCAACGGGAAACCUGCCGGCUCCGGGAAACACCGACCAAAGUGAUCGAAACUCGGGCGGACACCUGCGGCGGACAUGCGCAGUGUGAGCGGGCCGCUGGUUUAGCACCGAACCGGGUCGUUAUGGAUCUUUGAAAGGAGAGUCUGAGACUACGGGACGAUGUCUGUGAACGAGCUGUACACCAAGUUCACCCGGGUGUGGAUCCCCGACCCAGAUGAGGUGUGGAGAGCAGCAGAGAUCAGCAGAGACUACAAGGAGGGAGAAUCGGUUCUACAUCUGCAGCUGGAGGAUGAAACGCCUCUGGUGUACCCGGUCGGUCCGAAGGACAAUCCUCUCCCGUUCCUUCGGAAUCCAGACAUCCUGGUUGGAGAGAACGAUCUGACGGCUCUCAGCUACCUUCAUGAACCUGCCGUUCUUCACAACCUGCGGGUUCGGUUCCUGGAGUCCAACCACAUCUACACCUACUGUGGAAUCGUUCUGGUCGCCAUCAAUCCGUACGAGCAGCUGCAGAUCUACGGUGAGGAGGUGAUCAACGCCUACAGCGGCCAGAACAUGGGAGACAUGGACCCUCACAUCUUUGCUGUGGCUGAGGAGGCCUACAAGCAGAUGGCCAGAGAUGAGAGGAACCAGUCCAUUAUCGUAAGUGGAGAGUCUGGAGCAGGAAAGACGGUUUCUGCUAAAUACGCCAUGAGGUUCUUCGCCACGGUGGGCGGAUCGGCCAACGACACCAGCGUGGAGGAGAAAGUUCUGGCCUCCAGCCCUAUCAUGGAGGCCAUUGGAAACGCUAAAACUACUCGGAACGACAACAGCAGCCGCUUUGGGAAGUACAUCCAGAUCGGAUUUAGCCGCCACUACCACAUCAUCGGAGCCAACAUGAGGACCUACCUGCUGGAGAAGUCUCGCGUUGUGUUCCAGGCUGAAGACGAGAGGAACUACCACAUCUUCUACCAGCUGUGUGCUUCAGCCUCUUUACCAGAGUUCAAGGAACUCAGCCUCACCAGCGCUCAAGAUUUCACCUACACGUCUUUAGGAGAGAACAUCUUCAUCGAGGGUGUCAACGAUGCCGAGGACUUCAAGAAGACCAGAGAAGCUUUUAACCUGCUUGGUAUAAAGGACAGCAGUCAGAUCAGUAUCUUUAAGGUCAUGGCCUCCAUCCUCCACCUGGGGAACAUUGAGAUAUUCUCUGAGAGGGAUGGGGAGUCCUGCCACAUCUCGAAGAACGACCCUCACCUGCAGAGCUUCUGCUGGCUGCUGGGGGUGGAGCUUCAGCAGAUGGAGCACUGGCUCUGCCACCGGAAGUUGUCCACCACCUCUGAGACCUACGUGAAGAACAUGUCUGCCCGGCAGGCCGCUAACGCCCGCGACGCGCUCGCCAAGCACAUCUAUGCUCGCAUGUUUGACUGGAUCGUGGAGCACAUUAACCUGGCACUGCAGACGUCCUCCAAGCAGCACUCCUUCAUCGGAGUCCUGGACAUCUACGGGUUUGAGACGUUUGAGGUGAACAGCUUCGAGCAGUUCUGCAUCAACUACGCCAACGAGAAGCUCCAGCAGCAGUUCAACUCGCAUGUUUUUAAGCUGGAGCAGGAGGAGUACAUGAAGGAGCAGAUCCCCUGGACUCUGAUCGACUUCUAUGAUAACCAGCCCUGCAUCGACCUGAUCGAGGCCCGACUCGGCAUCCUGGACCUGCUGGAUGAAGAGUGUAAAGUUCCAAAGGGGACGGACCAGAACUGGGCCCAGAAGCUCUACAAGCAGCACUCCAGCAGCGCCCACUUCCAGAAACCUCGAAUGUCCAACACGUCCUUCAUCAUCAUCCACUUUGCUGACAAGGUGGAGUAUCAGUGCGACGGCUUCCUGGAAAAGAACCGAGACACCGUCUAUGAGGAGCAGAUCAACAUCCUGAAGGCCAGCCAGUUCCAGCUCGUAGCCGACCUGUUCCAUGAGAAAGACGACGUGCCGACGUCCAAGUCAUCUAGAGUGAACGUCCGACCGGCCAAGUCGGUUCCCAAAGUUCCCAACAAGGAGCACAGGAAGACGGUGGGACACCAGUUCCGCAGCUCUCUUCAUCUCCUCAUGGAGACUCUGAAUGCGACGACGCCUCACUACGUCCGCUGCAUCAAACCCAACGACGACAAGGAGGCCUUCUCGUUCGACUCCCGCAGAGCUGUGCAGCAGCUGAGGGCCUGCGGAGUCCUGGAGACCAUCCGGAUCAGCGCCGCCGGGUAUCCAUCCAGAUGGACGUAUCCAGACUUUUUCAACAGGUACCGGGUUCUGAUGAAGAAGUCUGACAUGAUGUCAGCAGAUAAGAAGCAGGUGUGCAAGAACCUGCUGGAGAUUCUGAUCAAGGAACCCGACAUGUUCCAGUUCGGUAAGACGAAGAUCUUCUUCCGGGCCGGACAGGUAGCGUACCUGGAGAAGCUGCGGGCCGAUAAGUUCCGCUCAGCCUGCAUCAAGAUCCAGAAGACGGUCCGCGGCUGGCUGCAGAGGGUCCGCUACCGAAAGAUCCGCAGGGCCGCCAUCGGCCUGCAGAGAUACGGCCGAGGUUACCUGGCCCGCAGGUAUGCCGAGUUCCUGCGCCGGACUCGAGCCGCCGUCAUCCUUCAGAAACAGUUCAGGAUGAUCAGAGAACGACGGGAAUAUCUGAGAGUCAGGAGAGCCGUGGUCACCAUCCAGGCCUUCAGCAGGGGCAUGUUCACCAGGAGGGUCUACUGGGAGUUCCUGCUGCACCACAAGGCCAUGAUCAUCCAGAAGAACGUCCGGGGGUGGCUGCAGAGGAGGAAGUUCAGAAGAGCGCGGGAUGCUGCCAUCACCAUCCAGUGUGCCUUCAGACGGAUGAGAGCCAAGAGACAGCUGAAGCAGCUGAAGAUCGAAGCUCGGUCUGCAGAACACCUGAAGAAGCUCAACACGGGGAUGGAGAACAAGAUCAUCCAGCUGCAGAAGAAGAUGGACGAACAGUCCAAAGAGCUGAGGGCUCAGAAUGAGCAGCUGCAGACGGUGAACAUCUCUCAGGGCUCUGAGGUGGCGAAGCUGCAGAAGGAGCUGCAGUUGAUGCGCAGUCAGCAGGAGGAUGGCGGACGGCUGCAUUCGCUGCAGGAGGAACUGCAGAGGCUGCAGGAGGAGCUUCAGGAGGCGCAUGGACAGAGGAAGAAGCUGGAGGAGGAGCACGGGGCUGAGAAGCUGAAUCUGCAACAGCGGGUGGAGGAGCUGGAGAAGGAGAACUCUCUGCUGAAGAGCGAGAAGGAGGAGAUGAACCGACGGAUUGUUCAGCAGUCGAAGAGUAGCGAAGAGGAGCCCAGCAGUGAGUCUCUGCAGCAGGAGCUGGAUGGAGAACGUCAGCGGUACCAGAACCUCCUCAAAGAGUUCGGCAGACUGGAGCAGAGAUACGACAACCUGAAGGAGGAGGUUUCUCUGUCCAAGUUCUACCCAGGACACCGCAGGAACCCAUCCAACCAGAGCAGCCUGGAGUCAGACUCCAACUACCCGUCUGUGAACACCUCGGAGCUGGGUGACACUGAGGACUCCAUCCAGCUGGUGGAGGACUUGGGGGUGGAGAAGGCUGCCAUGGACAUCAGCCUGUUCAUGAAGCUACAGAAACGAGUCCGAGAGCUGGAGCAGGAGAGGAAGAGGCUGCAGAACGCCGUGGACAAGAUGGAGGAACUCGCCAAGCACAAGGGCCCAGAACCGAGGAGUCCAAUGUCUGACCAGCAGGCUGCAGAUCUGACCUACAGCAACCUGAAGAGACAAGAGCUGGAAUCUGAGAACAAGAAGCUGAAGAACGACCUGAACGAGCUGAGGAAGACGUUGGCCGACAGCUCAACCAAUGAGCUGCCGGACGGCCACAACCUGCUGCUGAGUCAGCUGAAAGCAGCCAAUGAGGAGCUGGACGCUCGCAAAGAGGAAGUGCUGAUGCUGAAGACGCAGUUAGUGAGUGCCGCCGAGCAGCAGGAGCGAGCCGAGCUGACGGAAACUGAUGGCGCUGCUGCAGGAAAUCUGAACCCAGAGCUGCUGGACCAAGACGAAGGUCUCAGAGAGGCCAAGAGUGAGGAUCAGGACUGGGUCUAUCUGAAUGAAGAUGGAGAGCUGGGUUUGGCCUUGCAGGGUCUUAAACAAGUGGCCAGGCUGUUGGAGGCUCAGCUGCAGACUCAGUCCAGGCAGCACAAAGAUGAGCUGGAGGCUCUUCACACUCAGAUUGAGCUGCUGAAGGACGACAUCGAGAAGAAGCAGGAGAUCCUCAACUACACCAUGUCUCUGUCUCCAGAGGCUCAGGUGGAGUUCAGCGUCCAGCAGGAGAUCACACGACUCACCAAUGACAACCUGGACCUCAAGGAGUUGGUGGAGAAGCUGGAGAAGAAUGAGAGGAAAUUGAAGAAGCAGCUCAGGAUCUACAUGAAGAAAGUCCAGGAGCUGGAAGCAGCUCAGGCUGCAGCUCAGAGCAGCAGGUCCAAACCUGAGCUGAGCCGCCAGGUAACGGUUCAGAGGAAGGAGAAGGACUUUGAAGGGAUGUUGGAGUACAACCAGGAGGAUGAAGCUCUGCUGCUGAAGAUGCUGAUCACAGACAUCAGGCCCAGCUCGGUGUCGGCUACCGUUCCAUGUCUUCCUGCCUACAUCCUCUUCAUGUGCAUCCGUCACGCCGACUACAUCAACGACGACCGCAAGGUGGAGUCUCUGCUCACCUCCACCAUCAACGCCAUCAAGAAGGUCCUCAAGAAGAACAGCGAUGACUUUGAGAUGACUUCCUUCUGGUUGGCCAACACCAGUCGGCUGCUCCACUGUCUGAAGCAGUACAGCGGGGAUGAGGCCUUCAUGACUCAGAACAGCACCAAGCAGAACGAACACUGUCUGAAGAACUUCGACCUGGCCGAGUACCGGCAGGUCCUGAGUGACCUGUCGAUCCAGAUCUACCAGCAGCUGAUUAGAGUGGCCGAGGGCAUCAUCCAGCCCAUGAUUGUGUCGGCCAUGUUGGAGAGUGAGAGCAUCCCCAGCCUGGCGGGCGUGAAGCCGAUGGGCUACCGGAACCGUUCGUCCAGCAUGGACACGGACGCCGACGGGCCCAGCAGCUACACGCUGCAGGCGCUGAUCCGGCAGCUGGGCCAGUUCCACGGUACCAUGAGGGACCAUGGUCUGGACCCGGAGAUCGGAGGCCAGGUGGUCCGCCAGCUGUUCCACUGCAUCAACGCCGUCACCCUCAACAACCUGCUGCUGCGCAAAGACGUCUGCUCCUGGAGCACCGGCAUGCAGCUCAGGUACAACACCAGUCAGAUGGAGGAGUGGCUCCGAGGGAACAACCUGUUCCAGAGUAAAGCUGCAGCCACUCUGGAGCCCAUCAUCCAGGCUGCCCAGCUGCUGCAGGUGAAGAAGAAAACCUCUGAGGACGCUGAGGCCAUCUGCUGUCUGUGCACCGCCCUGACCACGCAGCAGAUUGUGAAGAUCCUGAAUCUCUACACGCCUCUCAACGAGUUCGAGGAACGAGUCACCGUGUCCUUCAUCAGGAACAUCCAGAACCGGCUCCAGGAGAGGAACGACCCUCCUCAGCUGCUGGUGGACACCAAGCACGUUCCGGUGCUGUUCCCCUACACGCCAUCCGCUCUCAGUCUGGAGACGCUGCACAUCCCCGCCCAGCUCAACCUCCACUUCCUGGUCAGGGUCUGAGUCUCCAGGGUCCGAGUCUCCAGGGUCCGAGUCUUUAGGUUCUUCUGAACUUCCUGUCAAACCUCUCAGCUCCUGGUGAAGCUCAGAGCCAAACCAAAGGACUCCUGUAACGGUGAAGAGGAGGAGCUCAACGAGGUUCAUAGACGUGUGUCGAAGCGUUGGAGAUUAAAGCUGAGACUUCCUGCAUUCAUCAAACCUUCCAUUCAUUAGAGUAAAGAUCACAGCUGCGACCAAUAAUCAACGUUAAAUCAAUCAUUCACAUCAGCUCCAGGGAACGUUUGUGGUUUCCAUCAAAGAUCUCUGAAGAAUCAAACAUCUUCCGAGGAAAGGAACCAGAACAUAUUGACAUGCUGAAUAUGUUCUGGUUCCUGAAGAUCUUUGAGGAACCAGUGAGAACCUUUCAGUCUGGUUGGGUCAGGGGUUCGCCAGGGGUUAGCUUCUAGUGGUUCCAUCAGUGGCCAACAUGAAGAUCCUGAGGUUCUGUCAGCUGGUAGCCACCUUUAGCUUCAGGAAGUCGUCUGGUUUCCUCAGUAGAAAGUUUGUUUGACUUUGCAGCACAUGAAGCAGCUUGAAAACCUUUCUAAACUCCCAUUGGUUUGUUAUGAAGCAGGAAGUGUUUGGGGGCGGGGCCACCAUAUGGUUGACAGGCUACCGAGGGGGCGUGUCCUCCAGCACUGUCAGAUCAACCAAUCACUCGUCUUGUCACGUUUUACCAUCUUUAAGAAGCUGUCUGCUCUACUGAGCAUGCCUCCAACAUCCUGGGCUUAGCUCCGCCCCCAGACAGUUGUGAUUGGUUGAACUGAGGCAGAACGACUGUAGAAUGUUCUGCUGGUCCUGGUUUCUGCUCAGGGAGGAGCAGCAGAACCUUCUCCAGAGGUUCGUCACACGUCUGUGACCUGGUUUCUGAAGCUGUUUAGAAAGAAUUCUUAUUGAAAAAAUUGACCCGCAUUAAAGAGAUGUUCCUGAUAUGUUCCUUCAUCUGUUCCUGAUUGGUUCCUGAUAUGUUCCUCAUCUGUUCUCAUGGGUUCCUGAUAUGUUCCUCAUCUGUUCCUCAUGGGUUCCUGAUAUGUUCUCAUCUGUUCCUCAUGGGUUCCUUAUGGGUUCCUUAUGGUCCAUCUUGGUCCUCUGGUUCUUUAUUCACUCUUUCACCUGUAAAACCGUACCAUGUUCUGUUCUGUUUGGUUUUUAUUGUUUGAUUUGUACAUUUAUGGUGACGCCAAGAACCGAAACCUGAGAUCAGACUUCUGUUGAUCAAUAAUCAAUAAUCAUGUUGUUUCAUGCAUUAAAGAUGUCUGAAGAUGAA
Acanthochromis polyacanthus (spiny chromis) is the source of this 10390-nucleotide messenger RNA. RefSeq names its product myosin VB (gene myo5b). The record is from RefSeq and is a predicted model, not a curated record. Gene Ontology annotation, biological process: vesicle transport along actin filament; actin filament organization. Gene Ontology annotation, cellular component: actin cytoskeleton; cytoplasm; myosin complex. Gene Ontology annotation, molecular function: ATP binding; actin filament binding; microfilament motor activity. NCBI's taxonomy places the organism in Eukaryota, Metazoa, Chordata, Actinopteri, Pomacentridae.